GAACGAGAGUCUGUGGACGUGUACGUGUGGAAUGUUGAUGUUGUUUUUCUCAAUGUAAUUUUCUAAUUAUUACUGCAACAAUGCCUGAACAUGAGUUUUCAAAUCCCUUGCCGCCAAGCAACAUGCGGCAUGCUUCAACAGAGGAUGAUUCUGGACUGACGAAGCUGUCUAAUGAUGACUUUCGUAAACUUUUGAUGACUCCACGAGACACACCGGGUGAGGCUCCGCCUUCCUCCAGACCAACACAGCAGAAACCGAUUGUUAAGGAUUAUAAUGAAGAAGACGAUCCCAGGGCAAGAAGGCGCAAGAAAAAGAGUUACUAUGCAAAGCUCAAGAAGCAGGAGAUGGAGAGGGAAGAAGAAUUGGCAAAGAAAUACAGAGACAGGGCUGCAGAAAGAAGAGAUGGGAAAACGGAUUAUGAUGAAACUGAAAUCGUCAGCACAACAGCAAACUACAAGGCUGUAGCUCCUAAUGCACCAGCAGAUUCUGCAGCAUCUAAUAGGCGUAAGCAGCUUAUUGAGGAGAGUAAAUAUCUUGGUGGUGACAUGGAACAUACUCACUUGGUGAAAGGUCUGGAUUAUGCCCUGCUACAUAAGGUUCGAGCUGAAAUCAACAGCAAGGAGAGAGAAGUAGAAGAUGUUCUGGAGAGCACUUACCAGAGUAAACCUAAAGAAGUGGAUGCUGAAGAAAAUAUCCAGUUCAAAGGCAGAAUGGCAAGGAACAUUUACCGUAUAGUAUUCAAGAUGCAACAGCCUCAGCGUAACGAGUCCUUCCUUCCAGGUCGCAUGGCUUACCAAGUUGAUCUAGAUGAUGAGUUUGCUGAGACAGAUAUCCCAACCACAUGCAUGAGAAGCAAAGCUGACUGUCCAACUGUAGAAUCACAAGCAACUCUGACUACCAAUGACAUUGUAAUCAACAAGCUGACCCAGAUUCUAUCCUAUCUUCGACAAGGCCAAAGAGGAAAGAAACUCAAGAAGAAGGAAAAAGGCAAACUGAAAGAUGAAAAGAUGGAUAAAGCACAUGUUGGAGAAGAUAAUAUCUUUGGUGAUCUUGGAAGCUACCACCCAUCUUACAACAAGCCUAAGGAACCUCCCAAACCCCGGGAGAAGGAGAAAGAAAGGGAGAGGGAGAGAGACAGGGGCCGUGACCGCGAUAGGGAGCGGGACCGAGACCGACCCAACCGGGAUUACGAAAGACCCCGAGAGAGCGACCGGGACCGACAGAACCGGGACUACGAGAGACCGAGAGAGAGCGAAAGGGACAGAGACCGUGACAGGAAUAGAGAUAGAGACAGGGAUAGACAGAGGAUGGAUAGGGGCCGGGAUUAUAGGGACAGUGAUCGGGACCGUGAUCGCAGACCAAGGUCAAGUUAUUUUGAGAAACCUAAGGAGGCUGAUGAGGAAUUUGACAAGCCUCCUUCUGCUGAUAAACUCCUGCAAAGCAUCAGUGAAAAGUUUGGAAAGCCUCCACCAGAAAAAGAGGAUGAAUCUCGCUUCAGAGCCGGUUGGGAAAAUGAUGAUAAAGCUCAGUCAUCACGUGACAGAGGCAUUGCCUUGACUGGAGAGGGAGACAGACAGAAGUCGAGACAGGGCAAAAAAGGAGGUAACUUUGACAGCUACUUUGAAUGUUACCCAGGUGCGAUGGAAACAGCUGAUGCUCUGGAUGAUUCUGAUGAUGAAGUAGAUUACUCUAAAAUGGACCAGGGUAACAAGAAAGGUCCUGUUGGAAGAUGGGAUUUUGACACUGCAGAAGAAUACAGUGACUACAUGAACCAGAAGGAAGCUUUGCCAAAAGCUGCGUUCCAGUUUGGAAUCAAGACAUCCGAGGGUAGAAAGACAAGGAGAGCUCACACAGAGAAGAAUGAGAAGGCUGCACUAGAUAGAGAAUGGCAGAAAAUUAGUCAGAUCAUUGCAAAGAGGAAAGAGACUGGAGAGGGAAAAAGGGAAGUUGACUACAAGAGACCCAAGUACUGAUUAACCAGUUCGUGUAUAGAUAAAUGUAACAUUUUGUAUAUA
This is a messenger RNA of Lytechinus variegatus (green sea urchin), 2015 nucleotides long. RefSeq names its product protein Red-like (gene ik). The coding region runs from base 81 to 1973 and encodes 630 amino acids. Gene Ontology annotation, cellular component: nucleus. The record is from RefSeq and is a predicted model, not a curated record. Gene Ontology annotation, biological process: mRNA splicing, via spliceosome. NCBI's taxonomy places the organism in Eukaryota, Metazoa, Echinodermata, Echinoidea, Temnopleuroida, Toxopneustidae. The transcript has 22 exons.